CGUCUGCAGUUUACAAACAAGUAAACUUGAGGCACAGUCAAUCUAUAUCAUUUGCCCACGGAGUGGAGCUGGGCAACCAACGAAGCAAGACUCCUCCUAGGGAUGAUUGCUUUCUUUUCUUUGCUACACUCGGAUUCUGAAUUUCACCGGAAGGUGAUGUGGAUGCCCCUUAGAGGGAUGUGAAUUGCUUCUUUGGAAUCCCAGCAGCUGGCUGCUACCCCCUGGAGAGUGGCGUUUCUUCGGAGAGGGUCCGGGAGGCGGUCCAUCAUGAGUGAGAAAUGGGACUCCAACUCGUCAGAAAAAUGGCAUCACAAUUGGAGUGCCAACAACACAAAGCUAGAUCUGUACUCAGAUAGCAGUAUCACCUAUGUGAACUACUAUCUCCACCAGCCUCAAGUGACAGCAAUUUUCAUUAUUUCCUACUUUCUGAUAUUCUUUCUGUGCAUGGUGGGAAACACAGUGGUUUGCUUUAUCGUCAUGAGGAACAAACACAUGCACACAGUCACUAAUCUCUUCAUCUUGAACCUGGCCAUCAGUGACUUACUGGUCGGCAUAUUCUGUAUGCCUAUCACGCUGCUGGACAAUAUCAUAGCAGGAUGGCCAUUUGGAAGCUCAAUGUGCAAGAUCAGUGGCUUGGUCCAAGGGAUAUCUGUUGCAGCUUCAGUAUUUACUUUAGUUGCAAUAGCAGUGGAUAGGUUCCGGUGUGUCGUCUACCCUUUUAAACCAAAGCUCACUAUCAAGACAGCAUUUGUCAUUAUUAUGAUUAUCUGGGUACUGGCCAUUGCCAUUAUGUCCCCAUCUGCAAUAAUGCUACACGUACAAGAAGAAAAAUAUUACCGAGUGAGACUCAACUCCCAGAAUAAAAGCAGCCCUGUCUACUGGUGCCGGGAAGACUGGCCAAAUCAGGAAAUGAGGAAGAUCUACACCACUGUGCUGUUUGCCAACAUCUACUUGGCACCCCUGUCCCUCAUUGUCAUCAUGUAUGGAAGGAUUGGAAUUUCACUCUUCAAGACAACAGUGUCCCACAGAGGCAAACAGAACCAGGAGCACGUGGUGUCCAAGAAGAAGCAGAAGGUCAUUAAGAUGCUCCUGGUGGUUGCCCUGCUUUUCAUUCUCUCCUGGCUGCCUCUGUGGACUCUGAUGAUGCUCUCAGACUAUGCUGACCUGUCUCCAAAUGAACUGCAGGUCAUCAACAUCUACAUUUACCCUUUUGCACACUGGCUGGCCUUUUGCAACAGCAGCGUCAACCCCAUCAUUUAUGGUUUCUUCAAUGAGAAUUUUCGCCGUGGUUUUCAAGAUGCUUUUCACCUCCAGUUCUGCCAAAAAAGAGCAAAGCCCAAGGAAGCCUACUCCCUAAGAGCUGAAAACAAUGUGGUCUUCAACACAUCUUAUCUGUCAGCUCAGGAAACUGCAACUAAAAACCCGCAUGAGGAAAUCAUGCUUUGCAGGAAAAGUGCUAAGAAGCCUAUAGAGGAAUGCGUGAUGGAGGAAUUAGAACUUACCAAUAGCAAUGAUAUGUGAAAAGAGCCAGUGGGAUGAUUUUCAACUCUACUGCAUGUUAUAUAUUGAGAUAUUGUUGGUUUCUCUGGCUCUGUACUUCAGUUCUUCUUAAGAAUGCUAGAAGUCCUCUCUGGAAAAAAGUAAACAAAAUGACCUUCUGUUCAUAAUCAACCUUAUUGUAUGUAAAAUAUAUGCAGAGAUCCAAAUGCAAAUUUUCCUAGAUAAAUCUAUUUUCUAGGACCAAUUUUCAAAGCCUGAUCUUGUGCAAUUUAGCUAUUUGUGUAUGAAUCAAGCAUGUUUUAUGUGUAUGUGCAUGUAUGCAACACACAGACAUUUUCCUCAAGUGGUGAUAAAGAGGCAGUUCUUUGCACGAGAACACAUUUUGUCAAUUUUCCCUUAGACUGCAGAAUUAUUUGUCUGUUUCUACUUUUUAAAUGUACUUAUCUUUCUUAUAAAUAAGAACUACAAUAGCAAAUAAGGGGACACUGUAUUUCUUUGUAUUUAGAGGUUGCUAUUUUUUUCUUUAAAGAUU
This is a messenger RNA of Phacochoerus africanus (Common warthog), 2032 nucleotides long. RefSeq names its product neuropeptide FF receptor 2 (gene NPFFR2). The record is from RefSeq and is a predicted model, not a curated record. The transcript has 4 exons. Gene Ontology annotation, biological process: regulation of MAPK cascade; regulation of cAMP-dependent protein kinase activity; regulation of adenylate cyclase activity. NCBI's taxonomy places the organism in Eukaryota, Metazoa, Chordata, Mammalia, Artiodactyla, Suidae. Gene Ontology annotation, cellular component: membrane. Bases 268 to 1521 code for a protein of 417 amino acids. Gene Ontology annotation, molecular function: neuropeptide receptor activity; peptide binding; opioid receptor binding.